Messenger RNA from Vicia faba (fava bean), 1053 nucleotides. NCBI's taxonomy places the organism in Eukaryota, Viridiplantae, Streptophyta, Magnoliopsida, Fabales, Fabaceae. The record is from the annotation of a GenBank genome assembly.
AUGGAAGUGUCCUGUCUGUCAUAUGAGUUAUCUGAACUCUGUCUCGGUAAGCCGCCGCUGAAGUCGAUUUCGACAUCGGCUACUGUCGCCGAGGUAAUUGAAGUCCUGAGAAGCUCCGGCGAGAGUUUCGUCAGUGUUUGGAACGCUGAGUUCUCUGAAUGUGUGGGGAAGGUGGAUGGGCUUGUUGUGCAUCUAGAACCUUCUUCCAGCGUAUUGGAGGCAAUUGAUCUGAUACUUGAGGGAGCACAAAAUCUUGUGGUGCCAAUUGUGCAAACAAGAAGAGGUGGCAUUUCAAGGAGAAAACAGCAUCAGAAGUCAUCAACAAUCAGCGGCAUCAACGGGGUUGAGUUCUGUUGGUUAACACAAGAGGAUGUAAUCAGGUUCUUGCUUGGUUCCAUUGGCCUCUUCGCUCCGCUCUCUGCACAAUCCAUUUCUGAUCUUGAUAUCAUCAGCUCUGACGUGGUUGCCAUUGAUUACUAUUCCCAUGCGUCUUCCGUUGUUGAAGCCAUCACAAAGUCCCUUGCACAACAAACUUCUGUUGCUGUUGUAGACAGUGAUGGAACAUUCAUCGGCGAGAUAUCGCCCUUCACGCUUGCUUGCUGUGAUGAGUCAGUUGCGGCCGCUGUCACAACUUUGUCUGCAGGGGACUUGAUGUCCUACAUUGACUAUGGCGGCCCGCCAGAGGGUCUGGUUAGCGUUGUGAAGGCGAGGUUGAAGGAGAAGAAUUUGGAGAAACUGCUACAGAAGUUUACAACUUUGACUUCUCUCACAGGUGAUUUGUCGGCCUCGUCCUCGUCUGAUGAGGAGAGUCCGGCGAGGAGUUUGAAUAGGCCGGGAAGGUACGCAAGGUCGUCAAGUUACUCGGCGAGAUUUGUGAGGAAGGCAGAGGCUAUAGUGUGUCAUCCAAAAAGCUCUUUGAUUGCUGUGAUGAUUCAAGCAAUUGCUCAUAGAGUGAACUACUUGUGGGUUAUUGAUGAUGAUUGCAGCUUAAUUGGCAUUGUUACUUUUUCUAAUAUCUUGAAGGUGUUCAGAGAACAUACAGAAAUGAUUUAG